Messenger RNA from Sorex fumeus (smoky shrew), 591 nucleotides. RefSeq names its product vacuolar protein sorting-associated protein 33A-like. Bases 127 to 591 code for a protein of 154 amino acids. The transcript is spliced from 6 exons. The record is from RefSeq and is a predicted model, not a curated record. Lineage: Eukaryota; Metazoa; Chordata; Mammalia; Eulipotyphla; Soricidae. Gene Ontology annotation, cellular component: lysosome; CORVET complex. Gene Ontology annotation, biological process: vesicle-mediated transport; intracellular protein transport.
UUGAUUGCACAGUACUCACUUCUAAAGGAACAUGAGGUGGAGAAAAUAUUCACACUCAAAGGAAGCCGCUUGCGCGCAGCGGAUGUCAAGAAUAUAAUUUUUUUCGUCAGAGCCCGGCUAGAACUGAUGGAUAUAAUUGCUGAAAAUGUGCUUAGUGAAGACAGACAUGGCUCCACAAGAGAUUUCCACAUUUUGUUUGUGCCCCGGCGUAACCUGCUGUGUGAGCAGCGGCUGAAGGACCUGGGUGUCCUGGGCUCCUUCAUCCAUAGGGAGGAGUACAGCCUGGACCUCAUUCCCUUCGACGGGGACCUUCUCUCCAUGGAGUCGGAGGGCGCCUUCAGAGAGUGCUACCUGGACAGCGACCAGACGGGCCUGUACCACGCGACCAGGGGCUUGAUGACCCUGCUGAGGCAGGGUGAUAUGCAGGACCUGCCCACAGAGGCCAAGAAGCUGCCGCUGGACUCAGCAGAGGAGCUCUACGCCGAGAUCCGAGACCGCAACUUCAACGCCGUGGGCGCUGUGCUCAGCAAGAAGGCCAAGGUCAUCUUGGCCACCUUUGAGGACAGGGACCUGCCCGACCCUGUGUGGUGA